AUGCCUAACGAGAUUGCUAUAGAUAUGGGAUACCAUCAAAGCAUUAUCAUUACAGGGCUCGUAUUUGCCUUGUUCCAGAGAUCCCUGAGAUCAAUUCCAGGGUUAUGGCUUCUGUCGUUGGCGCUGGCAGGGGCUCGUGAGAGAAGCCAAGGGAAUCUGAUAGUGCCAAUUGGGUUGCGAACAGGAAUGAUAGCAGCAAGCUUUGUACUACACACUGGUGGAUUCCUCACGUACAACCCGAGUUCACCGGUUUGGACUGCAGGGAAACGUCCGUUACAGCCUUUUAGCGGAGUGGUCGGUCUUGGGGUCGCUUUUGCGCUAGCACUCGUUCUUUAUCCAAGACCUUCUCCAGAAACCAAGAUACAGAAAUCUAAUUAA
Microthlaspi erraticum is the source of this 378-nucleotide messenger RNA. The record is from the annotation of a GenBank genome assembly. NCBI's taxonomy places the organism in Eukaryota, Viridiplantae, Streptophyta, Magnoliopsida, Brassicales, Brassicaceae.